ACACUCAUCCUCGAUUUUGGAUUCUUUUUUUUUCUUUUUCUUUUUUCUUUUUUUUUUUUUCCUUGCAAUCUAUAAAAUCUGAAAGCAACUAAACUCUUCCUGCAACCAAUGAUGACAUCCAAAGAGGUGGCCAAAUGCGACGCGGCGGAGAACAGGAGACGCAGCCCGCUGGACCACUUGCCGCCUCCUGCCAACUCCAACAAGCCGCUGACGCCCUUCAGCAUCGACGACAUCCUGAACAAGCCGUCGGUGAAGCGGAGCUACGCCAUCUGCGGCACGGCUCAUCUCAUCUCGUCCUCCGAGAAGCACCGUCCGUCCAGCCUGCCGCUGUCCAGCCGCGCACUCCUCACGCAAACCUCUCCUCUCUGUGCGCUGGAGGAGCUGGCCAGCAAGACCUUCAAAGGGCUGGAAGUCAGCGUGCUGCAGGCUGCGGAAGGCCGGGAUGGGAUGACCCUGUUCGGCCAGAGGAGCACCCCGAAGAAGCGCCGGAAGUCCCGGACGGCCUUCACCAACCACCAGAUCUACGAGUUGGAGAAGCGCUUCCUGUACCAGAAGUACCUCUCUCCCGCAGACCGCGACCAGAUCGCGCAGCAGCUGGGCCUGACGAACGCGCAGGUCAUCACGUGGUUCCAGAACCGCAGGGCCAAACUAAAGCGGGACCUGGAGGAGAUGAAAGCCGACGUGGAGUCGGCCAAGGCCAUCGGCCAGGUGCCCCUGGACAAGCUGGCCAAGCUGGCGGACCUGGAGAAGUGCGCCAACGGCACGCUGGGCCACCCGCGCGCCGAGUCGCCCGCGCGAGGAGGCCCGCAGGAUCACCAGCACGAGCUCGCUCAGAAGCUGCGCAGCUCUCCUCUGUCUCCCUUCUCGGACCACACAACGAGCAAGGAGUGCUCGGAGGACGAAGACGUGGAGAUAGACGUGGAUGACUGAUGGCUCUCACACACAUACAGACACACACACACUGAGCGAGAUGUGAUGAUGGUGGUUGUGGUGAUCCUGCAGAGAGGACUUGUAAACUUAACCGCUUAUAUGAGAACAUGUACCAAAACGAAAUGACUUUUUCUAUCGGCACAGAUUCACAGUAAAGCAUGAGCGCAGAACUACAAAUAUGCAGUGAUGUAUUCAUUAGCGAACUGUUAUUGUUUCCAUCAAAGCAAUAUGGUCUAAAAAUAACUUCUUAUAUAUAUUUUGUUUACAGUAUACUGAAACGAACACGCGUGGGCAUGCACACACACACACACACACACACACACACACACACACACACACACACACACACACACACACACACACACACACACAGACACACACAUCUGCUCUGUUGGUUUUCCUAUAAGCCCCUCCAUACUCACCAUAAAACCACUUCUGUUUUCCAUAUGUUUGCAUGGAAAUGCAUGAUUUGAUUUGUAAACAUUAUAUAUUUAUUUUUUCUUUCUUUCUUUCUUUUCUUUUUUUUUAUUGUCACUGUUUUAUUCCAAGAGCCAACCCCUCCUUACAGUCACUGCCGGCUCUUCCUCCUCCCUGCCUCCGUUUUGACUGCAGACUCACACUGGGAGCUCCGAUAAAGGUG
Molecule: messenger RNA, 1570 nt
Organism: Poecilia latipinna (sailfin molly)
Lineage: Eukaryota; Metazoa; Chordata; Actinopteri; Cyprinodontiformes; Poeciliidae
Product: transcription factor LBX1
Exons: 2
Coding region: 109-930 (273 amino acids)
Biological process (GO): regulation of transcription by RNA polymerase II
Cellular component (GO): nucleus
Molecular function (GO): DNA-binding transcription factor activity, RNA polymerase II-specific; sequence-specific double-stranded DNA binding
Source: RefSeq, a predicted model, not a curated record